CAGCAGUACUUUCAAGCAGAGGGUAAAGUGGGCAAGGAGCUGGUCGAGACCUCCUUUCAGGUUAUUGUCAGGGAACAGCAAGGUGUGCACUCCUCAAAUGCAAAAAUGAAACCAGGAGGCAUCACCUGCUCCAGCAGCAGCAGCUUCACAGUCCAACCCAUGCCCAGAUUGAGCAGCAGCACUGUCGGAAGCAUUGGGGUCAACAAGACAAGUCUGAUGUCAGCCUUGGCAGUUUGGUGGAUGAGCAGGUGCAUGUGUGGGUGGUUCCCAUGCUCAACAGACAGCUAACUUCUACUAAAAUUGGUCAAAGCUUGUUGAAGAAAGCCGGGGACGCAGUCAAGUCAAAGUUUGACUUAAUGGCAACGAAUUGUACCCUCGUCCCUGGUGGUGUUCUGCAGGUUGAUGCGCCUCCAUCUUUGUGCUGCUCCAAGCUCUUCUUCAUUGAGUGCUUGCAAUGGGAUGGAGUCAGAGGGCAGAGUGUGAAGGUGCUUGGUAAUGGGCUGAAGAAGUGUUUGGACCUCUGUGUACAGCUGGGCUUGUGCUCAGUGGCCUUUCCAGUCAUUGGACCUGGAAUUGCUUUAAAAUACCCGCUAAGAGAAGCCAUUCAAGUGCUGACUGAGAACAUUCGCCAGUUUGGAUUAUCUGCAUCCUCUGGGUCUCUCUCCACCAUCCACAUCGUCAUUAAACCAGACUACCCUGACUCUGAGGCGUGCUACCAUGAUGUCAACAGACACCUCAGCUCAAACAUGAAUCAGGGAGGCCAAGCAAUCUUUAGGUCCCUCACUAGCGAUCUUGAUGACAUCACAAUGACAUUGGGAAGCGGGGUUAAACUACAGCUGGUGUUUGGGGACAUCACUAAUGAGGUUACAGAUGCUGUCGUGAACUCGACCGACUUUGUUAACUUUCAAAACGAUGGUGUGUGCAAAGACAUCUUAACCCUAGCUGGACCAGAGGUGGAGGCUGAACUUAGAGCAGCAAAAGUGAAUCAAGCAGACGUCUUUGUGUCCCAGGCCGGAUUGUUCCCCUGUGAAGCCAUUUUCCAUGUCUGUGGGUACAAGGAUGCUGUCAUCAUCCAACAACUGAUGUGUCGCAUUGUGGAAUAUUGUGAAUCGUACGAUUUAAAGUCUGUCGCCAUUCCUGCCCUUUGUGCUGGAGCUGGUGGGUUGGACCCUGGUGUUGUGGCAAGCGCCAUCCUCCAAGGGAUCAAGGCAGCCACGUCGUCCACUCCUCUUUACUGCCUCACUGACAUCCGCCUUGUCCUGAUUAAGAUCAAUGUCUUCUUGGCUUUUAAAGAUAAAGCAAAGCAACUGUUUUCCACUGCUAUAAUCAACAGAGUGCCAGUACCUCAGUUGCCUCAUGUACUACUACAACAACAACAACAACAACAACAACAACAACAACAGCACCCUUCGUCUGUGAGUGCAGACCUAAGCCUCUACCGUAUUAGCUCCGCAAUUCAGCAGUCCGUCUUCCGGUUCUUGGGUCUCAACAAAAAAGAUGUUGAUGAUGCCAUGGCAAAGCUGAAGGCUCUGUAUCAGGCUCAGUGCUCCACUCAAACCUUCAAAAAGGAAGAGCUGGAAGGCCUCACCCAGGACGACAUGCAGAUUCUGAUGCAGCUGGUUGAGACCCAUGGUCUGUACGUGCAGAACGGCCAGUCUCGCCCGGGCACCUUAACAGUGAGCGGGUUAAAAGAUGGGGUCAACCAGGUGAUGCAGCUGAUUAACGCCCGUCUGCACGGUGCCCUCAGAAGAGAGGUGAGAGUCAGAGAGGAGGAGGAUCUGUACAACCGUGUGUCUUGGUGCAUCCUGGGACACAGUGGCAACUGGGAGAGACUCCCCAAAACAGCUAAUCACAACCUGGAGAAUAAUGAUGUAGCAGGAGGGAUAGUGGACGCACAAGGCAUCCAUUGGAGUGUAAAUCUGCAGAGGAUGGAGGCCACGGGACCAUUCCCCGGGCACACAACGAAGCUGAAACGACUUGAGAAUCCUUCAGACUUCACGUUUCCUCUGUACUGGGACAACAUGGGUGCCGAUGAAUCUUUGAAGGUGGUUGCACUGCAGCCGUCGUCUGCAGAAUACCAGAGAGUGAAGCAGGACUUCAAACGAACUGUCCACAAGACUGUUUUGAAGAUCGAGCGCUUGCAGAAUGUCCAUCUGCGACGUGCCUAUGAAGGACAGAAGAAGCACCUUUCUGAUAAAAACAAUCAGCUGGGAGGAGCAGGUGAAAAGCUUCUGUAUCACGGAACGACCCAUGACAACUGUGACUCUAUCAAGAAAACCGGGUUCAACAGGCGCUUUUCUGGGCAGAAUGCAACCUCAUACGGUCACGGAACCUACUUCGCGGUGAACGCCAGGUACUCAGCCAACCCCACGUACUCCAAGCCAGCUGCUGAUAAUUCCGCGUUAAUGUUCGUGGCCAGAGUCCUGACAGGAAUCUACACUCAGGGCGAAAGCAACAUGAUGGUCCCUCCUCCUCGCAGUGCCCAGCAGCCCCAUGACCGCUUCGACAGUGUGGUGGACAAAAUAGACAACCCCAACAUGUAUAUUGUGUUUCAUGAUAACCAGGCGUACCCAGACUAUCUUAUCACCUUUAAGUGACUAUGAGGGACAAAUUAUGAAUUUUCCACAGUGAGAAUUUGUCAGUGUAGAAAUCUACAGAAAGUUUUCAGAAUAAAGUAAAUGAUAAGCUUUAGAUUCUUAGUUUAAUUUUUGGGUAUGUUUGAGUAUGUUUGAGAGUAGGCUAAGUGAAUACAAUUUUAACAUAAAUAUACUGUGUAUGUACAUCUUUUAAAUUUGAUGUAGUACAUUGAAGUGAAAGAUCUCAGAAUUGUUCCCAGUAUAUGUCAAACGUAACUGCCUAGGUAGGCACAUGGCUUGUUCUCCAGGAAUGAAGGUGUUUAACUGUUACGCUUUAGCUUUAUUAGAUGACAAGAUGUACUGUUUACUGCUUUUGAAACGGUUUUGAAAUCAUAGCUUAACUGCCAAUCCUCUAAGCAUUAAUAAAAUCUGUCAAAUCAUU
Molecule: messenger RNA, 3018 nt
Organism: Etheostoma cragini (Arkansas darter)
Lineage: Eukaryota; Metazoa; Chordata; Actinopteri; Perciformes; Percidae
Product: protein mono-ADP-ribosyltransferase PARP14
Exons: 12
Coding region: 270-2597 (775 amino acids)
Biological process (GO): negative regulation of gene expression
Cellular component (GO): cytoplasm; nucleus
Molecular function (GO): transcription corepressor activity; NAD+ poly-ADP-ribosyltransferase activity
Source: RefSeq, a predicted model, not a curated record